Molecule: messenger RNA, 1194 nt
Organism: Rotaria socialis
Lineage: Eukaryota; Metazoa; Rotifera; Eurotatoria; Philodinida; Philodinidae
Source: the annotation of a GenBank genome assembly
AUGAUAAAUAAAAUCAUAUCACCAGUGGAUAUAUUAUGUCGAGAGUUAAAUCGACUUGAUAAUGAUAUUGACCGAUUACAAAUGCUUGUUACACUUAAAUCUCAUCUAAAUCAUCUACAAUUCAAUCCGAAUACACUUCAAUUGUUUUUUUCUAUCUUCAACGAUGAACAAUAUCGUUUGCAAGCAAUUAACCAAUUAGUGCCCUUUAUUCACACAUUUAUAACAUCCGAUAGUCUAACAAUACUUUUGGAACUUUUUACCAAUAAUCAAUAUCGUUUAAAUCUAAUUGAAACGCUCAAAAAUUGCGAACCAUUAAAAAUAAAUAAAGAAGUCAAUGAAUUAUUGUGUAAUGAAUAUCGACAAUAUUUUCUUGUGAAAAAAUUUCAAUCCAACCAGAAUAUUAAAAACUCGGAAGAUCAAGUGACUAAAAUAGAAAAUUCAAAAGAGACAGAACCGACAAUUCCUGUUGCUACAACAUCUAAUGUUACUAAAGUUCUAUCAAGUACAUCAGGAGUCUUUGAAAAAGCAAAACAAUUUGUCUGCCGUGUAUUUGGUGGUAGUUCAUCAUCACUGUCUCUGAAUCCAGAAUUAUCAAAUAAAAGACUAAUCAAUGAAGAUAAUACUGAACGAAAGAAAUUUCAUUCUAUCAUUGAUGAUGAUUUACAAUUUCAGCCAACGUCAAUGUCUUUAUCUAGAUCACCAAGUUAUACAUCAAUAAUAACAAAAUCGCCACCACCUUCACCAAUAAUAACACAUACAGAACAGUCAAUUGCUCGUCGAUCAUCGAUGCCAUUUCAUAGCGAUGAAUCUCCUAUACCGCUUCAAUCAAUGAUGGUAACACAGAUCCAUUCAAUUCUUGAUAAUAUUGAUUCAGUUCUCGAUAAAAUUGAAGCACAAGCAAAUUCAGUUAUUCGAAGGCCAACUUUGAAUGAAAAUUAUUCAACUAUCGAAAUACCAGCAAUCGUUCGUACAAAUAAUGAUAGUCCAGAAGAAUUACCAUAUAGAUCUAUACAACAAGGCACUGAUCAAAUCACACAAACAACUAUUAAUAUUAUUGAACGUCAUUUAAAUUUGAAUGAUGGUAGUGGUGAUACAACAUCAACAUUGAUUGAUUUACUUGAUAUUGCCGAAGAAUCUACUUCGAUUGUAUCAUCAGAAUCUAGUGAUGAAAUUAUUGAUAGAUUCAUUGAUUGA